Molecule: messenger RNA, 6411 nt
Organism: Jaculus jaculus (lesser Egyptian jerboa)
Lineage: Eukaryota; Metazoa; Chordata; Mammalia; Rodentia; Dipodidae
Gene: Evi5
Product: ecotropic viral integration site 5
Exons: 20
Coding region: 196-2673 (825 amino acids)
Source: RefSeq, a predicted model, not a curated record
UGAGGAGACGCGAGGAGCAGCCGGCGCGGGGCCGAGGCGCUGGGACGCGGCGGCGCGGAUGCCGGCCGGAUGGGAAGUUCAUGUUGACGGCGAAGUCCACCCAACGUUUCCAAGGUGGCGACAGACAAGGUUGCAGAGAAGCUGAGUUCUACUCUCUCAUGGGUGAAGAACACAGUAUCGCAUACAGUCAGUCAGAUGGCCAGUCAGGUGGCAAGUCCAUCGACUUCAUUACACACGACAUCCUCAUCUACCACACUGUCAACACCAGCCCUUUCACCAUCUUCCCCGUCACAGUUGAGUCCAGACGACUUAGAACUCCUGGCUAAACUGGAGGAACAAAACAGAUUGUUAGAGACGGAUAGUAAAUCUUUAAGAUCUGUAAAUGGGUCAAGAAGAAAUAGUGGCUCCUCUCUUGUAUCAAGUUCGUCAGCCUCCAGCAACCUCAGCCACCUUGAAGAAGAUUCUUGGAUUCUUUGGGGAAGAAUUGUGAAUGAAUGGGAUGAUGUACGUAAAAAGAAGGAAAAGCAAGUGAAGGAGCUUGUUCGUAAAGGGAUCCCUCACCACUUUAGAGCUAUAGUUUGGCAACUUUUAUGCAGUGCCCAGAGUAUGCCAAUUAAGGAUCAGUAUUCAGAACUCCUGAAAAUGACUUCACCUUGUGAAAAAUUGAUCCGAAGGGACAUUGCUAGAACCUACCCCGAACACAAUUUUUUUAAGGAAAAAGAUAGUCUUGGACAGGAGGUUUUAUUUAAUGUAAUGAAGGCUUAUUCAUUAGUGGAUCGGGAGGUUGGUUACUGUCAAGGAAGUGCUUUUAUAGUUGGAUUAUUGCUCAUGCAGAUGCCAGAAGAAGAAGCUUUCUGUGUGUUUGUUAAAUUAAUGCAAGAUUAUAGACUUCGUGAACUUUUUAAACCAAGCAUGGCGGAGCUCGGCCUCUGUAUGUACCAGUUUGAAUGCAUGAUACAGGAACAUCUUCCAGCGCUGUUUGUGCAUUUUCAGUCUCAGAGCUUUCAUACAUCAAUGUAUGCAUCAUCCUGGUUUCUGACUAUCUUUCUUACAACUUUUCCACUCCCAGUUGCCACAAGGAUAUUUGAUAUCUUUAUGUCUGAGGGCUUAGAGAUAGUGUUUCGAGUAGGAUUAGCACUUCUUCAAAUGAACCAGGAAGAAUUAAUGCAGCUUGACAUGGAGGGGAUGUUACAGCACUUUCAGAAGGUCAUUCCACGUCAAUUUGAUAGUGGUCCAGACAAAUUAAUCCAAGCAGCUUACCAAGUCAAAUACAACUCAAAGAAAAUGAAAAAGCUUGAAAAGGAAUACACUACAAUAAAAACUAAAGAAAUGGAAGAGCAAGUUGAAAUUAAAAGGUUACGUACAGAAAACAGACUUUUAAAACAACGCAUUGAAACAUUAGAAAAAGAAAGUGCUUCCUUGGCAGAUAGAUUGAUACAGGGACAAGUGACAAGAGCCCAGGAGGCUGAGGAAAACUACCUCAUAAAACGGGAGCUGGCCACCAUCAAACAGCAGAGUGAUGAGGCCAGUGCUAAGCUGGAGCAGGCAGAAAGUACCAUCAGGAAGCUCCAGCGCCAACAACAAUGGCAUAAAUGCAGUUCCAACUACACUGAAGAUUUUGUGCUCCAGCUAGAGAAGGAAUUGGUCCAAGCCCGACUGAGUGAAGCGGAGUCUCAGUGUGCACUGAAGGAGAUGCAGGAUAAGGUCUUGGAUAUAGAGAAGAAAAACAGCUCAUUUCCUGAUGAGAACAACAUUGCACGGCUUCAGGAGGAGCUCAUUGCUGUAAAGCUGAGAGAAGCUGAGGCCAUUAUGGGUUUGAAAGAACUUAGGCAGCACGUCAAGGAUUUAGAAGAACAUUGGCAGCGUCACUUAGCUCGUACUACUGGGAGAUGGAAAGACCCACCAAAGAAAAAUGCUGUGAACGAGUUACAAGAUGAACUGAUGAGCAUUCGACUCAGAGAAGCUGAAACACAGGCAGAAAUGCGAGAAACGAAGCAAAGAAUGAUGGAAAUGGAAACACAGAACCAGAUCAAUAGUAAUCAUCUUCGAAGAGCAGAGCAAGAGGUGGUGAGUCUACAGGAGAAAGUGGACUAUCUUUCUGCCCAGAACAAAGGACUGCUUACUCAAUUAAGUGAAGCAAAGCGCAAGCAAGCUGAGAUCGAGUGCAAGAACAAGGAAGAGGUCAUGGCUGUGAGACUGCGGGAAGCAGACAGCAUCGCUGCUGUGGCUGAACUGAGGCAGCACAUUGCAGAGCUUGAAAUACAGAAAGAAGAGGGAAAACUUCAAGGACAGCUUAACAAGUGUGACUCUAACCAGUAUAUUAGAGAACUGAAAGAUCAGAUAGCAGAGCUGAAUCACGAGCUCAGGUGCCUAAAAGGCCAGAGGAACUUCUCAGGCCAACCUUCAUUUGAUGGAAUCCACAUUGUCAGCCAUUUCAUAGGAGAUGAUGAAUCAUUCCAUUCCUCUGAUGAAGAUUUUAUAGAUAACUCCUUACAGGAAAGUGGCACUGGCUUUCCUUUGCACAGAAAGUCUGGUCCAAUGCCUUUGGACCCCACUCUGGCCGAUGGUAGUGAAAGUGAAGCAGAAGAUGGUGUGCUGGAAACCCGCAAGAGCAAUCGAGUGGUCCAGAAGGAGUGUCCCCCACAAAGGGAGCCAUAUUCAACCACUGUCUGACCAUCACUGUGACCUUGACUGUGGACUUUUUUAAGGGAUCAUUCGUCACAUGACUAAAGAUUUGAGGGUCAUUCCUCUUUCGAUAUGUACAUAUGCACUUAUAUGUAUUUUACAAUCUUCUCUGCCUUUUUAUCUUUGCCAAAUUCUCACCACUGAGUUUCCAUUGCCAUAAGUAGACGAGUAUGGUUCGUGGUAAAAUAAGGUUCUAACAGUGUUACAGAAUAUUACUUUUUCUUGUUUAGAAAAUACAGCUGUAUCUAAAUGUGGGAACCAUUUUGAGGUUUAGAGCUAUGGAAAAUUGUAUUUUCUUCAGGCAAACUGCUCUUGUGCAAUAUUUUAUGCUUAAUUUGUUUCCAAGGUGGCUGUCUUCAGACAUUUGACCAAAACACAUAUCUGAUUUACCUUGUGUUUUUGUGUUUUGAGGAUUUUUUUUUUUCCCACUAAAAUUGCAGUUCUACAAGGGGCCACUGAAGGUUCUCAAACACAAAGACUUUUUUUCUGUAUAAUUUUAUAAACACAAAUUAAUUGUUACUGUUUAGAGUUUUACAUUUUGUUUUAAUUUCUCAUUUGUGUGUAAGAUGCUUUUGUGUGUUGGUUAGAAUAAUAGCUUUUACUACAAUUAUAUUAUUUGUACAUAUUUAUAAAUCUGUACUGCCCAACAUUGAUCAUCAUUUUAUAUGGCGAACAUACAUGUUGCAAAAUGACUGUGUUUAGCAUUCUAACAGGAUGUCUGUAAAUAGAUUAAAAGAAAACUGCAGAGUAAAAUCUGACACUAAUAUUUGAAUAGCUUUAGUAUUUUGCUUAGCACUCAACAGCAGAUUCUGUAUCGCUGAGUGUUCAAAAACACUAUUGGUGACAUUUUUACUUCUUAUGUAUGUAAUUAAUAAAUUUUUAUGAUUAAAGAAAUGCUAGCACAUACCAUUUAGUGCUAAUGUUAUGCUUACAUAAUUCAAGCAUUGGGCUAGGGUCCAAGAUGCAUAGCAAUUAUCUCUGCAAAACACUUGUGAAAAAUGUCUUUCAGUCCUCUAGUUUUUAAUCAGUAGUAAAGCCAUAAGAAUCCUCUCCUGCGAACUCGUCCUUGUCUGUCACUUAGCCUUGUUUUCCGUUGCAGCUCCUCUUGCUGGUAAAUUGGGAGAAACACCCAAAACCUAAGGAAAGACCGGGGGAGUGUGCUAACUGCAUACUUGCCACUCUGUGUCGUUCCCAGCCUGUGAAAGAAUAGCCAUAGAGGAAGAGGAGAGUAGGUUCUGUAUAAAUGGAAACUCCACUUUGCACAGAAUGUCACAUACAUUAAAAAAAAAAAAAAUCUUAUGAUGGGACGCAGUAGAAGAGAUAAAAGCAGUUUGCUUUCUGAAAUCAUACGUAAGGCCUAAUGCUGCAUUCUAGGCUAGGCUUUCCCCGCAUGGCCAUCACGGCUGUUUACCUGACUGUCCAACACUUCCUUCCUUGUGUGGCCAUAGCACAGGAUAAGUUCUAGUGCUUCAUAAUAUGCCUGUGGUCACAAGCUAGUAACUUAGCAGAGCCAAAUAUUAAUCAGACCUGACACCAAUGCUUUUAAAGAGGUCUCGCUAACGAACUGUCCAAUUCCCUACUCUCUGGCAGUGUUUUGAAUGAAUUUCAUGUAAAUGUUUUCUGAGUGAACUAUGUAGACGUAAAUACAUUGAGUUUCGCGCUCUUGAGCUGCAUACGAUUCACUGUAGAUACUCCUACAAUGUAUAUUACUCCUUCCAUCCUAAUUCCUUGGCGUUCUUCCUUGGCCAUUCUGUACUGUCGGCUCAGAUGACUGUAGGUGAAAUGAGGUGAUUGGUGACUGUUAUUGCCUUAGUCCCUUCAUCAAGAAAUCUGAGUGGAUUUAGAGGUAUAGCCCAGAGGUAGAGUGUUUGCCUAACAUGCAUGAGGCCCUGGGUUCUAUCCCCAUCACCACAAAAAGAAACAAAAAGGAAAGAUAGGUUUAGAGAAUUCCCAAGUACUCUUCCUGGUUUGGAGUUAGGUCUUGCAAGAAUCAUGUCAGUAGACCUCAGAUUGUUGAUGCUCUUGUGAUUUGUGUGGGGGAAAACUAGCAACAGUUUUUUUCAAGGUCUUCGACUCAAAGCAGGUGCAAUGGUCCCUGCCUGUAGUCCCAGCUGCUCGGGGAGCUGAGGCAGGAAGAUCCCUUGACUGUUGGAAUUAGAGACUAGCAUGGGAAGUAUAGUAAGAUCUUGUUUCAAAAACCCUGUUGUUUUUUUUUUUUAAUUCAAGAAAUUUUAGGAAGGACAUUUUAUGGCCUGUAGGAAUACGAUUGUAAGCCUGGAAUAAAAUUCAAUAUUCCAUUUCAUUCAAAUUAAAGUAUAUUGUUCAGGACUUGAAGGCAUUUUGACUGUGCUCUGCUGAUUUAUCUGAUUUAUAGUCGGAUACGCUUAAAUGUCUUUCAAAUGUUAUUUUUCUGAAACAUUUAAGGGCUGGAGUGAUGGCUCAGCAGUUAAAGGUGCUUGCAAAGCCAGACGGCCUGGGUUCAAUACCCCAGUACCCACACAAAGCCAGGUGCACAAGGUAACAGAUGCUUCUGGGGUUCAUUUGUAGUGGCAGGUGGCCCUAGUGUGUCCGUUCUCGCUCACUGUCUCCCCACCUCCUCCCGUGUAAGAGUUGGAGGAUAUUCGGAGGAAAAUUAAUGAAAUGGCUUACAGUGGGAAAAACUUGCUCCCUUAGGAUAGUUACUUUCCUGGUGUCCUUGCCAGGGUUGAUAUACUGAAAAUAGAUCUACAAGUCAUUUGAAUAAAGUAGAAAUUGCAUAUCGAAAUAAGCAGUUACCUUAAGAUCAAGCACUGCAACAUACUUUUAAAAAUCUUUUUCCCGCCCCUCCCUGCCAAUGCUGGGGAUCAACUCUAGGAUCUUAUGCACACAAGGCAAGACUCUACCUCCACCGCCAACACCAGCCCAGCUGGUCAGAAAUUAGUGGUAUAGUUUUCUUCUUGACAAGACAGGUCAAAUAUGUAACUUUAUCCAGUGUCUGAUUUUUUGUUGUUAUUCGGAGGAUCAUAUGUAUGAGUGCGUGCUGGAUAGCAGGCAGGAGGUAUGUACCAUCUCACUGGGGCGCCAGCCUCCAAGCUCACCGGCCUGUUCGUGUUGAAAGAAAGAGCACUUUCGCAGCUCCAAGUACGAUGCAGCUUGUCUCUCUCCAGGUAGUGCCUUUGAUUGACAGUAGCGUCUAGACCUUCUGAAAUGUAUUAUUUCUGGCAUCAUGAGAGAUCACUGGGUUCGUCACCAACCAUUUGUAUAGAGUACUGUAAUAUUCAAAUUUAAAGAAAAUGCAUAUGUCAAUUAUGUUUUGGUAGAGCAUUACAUGACCAGCUCAAUUACUGUAAAGUUCCAGGUAUUGACAGCUAAGAUUUUGUGAAAUCAGUGAUUUGAUUAUUAAAACAAUGAGUUUUAACUUGAAAGAUUUGCUGCUGUAAUUAAUGUAAAAAAAAAAAGGAUAAGUUUUAAACUCAAUUCAUUGUAAUUUAAUCCUGAAAUUAAAAUUUCUGGUUAAAAGUAGAACAAAUGCUGUUUAUAACCCAUAUUUUUAACAUACAUCCAUUGAUUUGCAUAUCUCUUCAUUCCAAAGAAGAGAUGACAUGAUAGUACAUCCAAGAUACAAAGUUAUAAUAUCAUGUAUUUCAAUUUACUGUUGGAAUUUUUUAUUGUAACGCUGUAUAAUAACCCAAAAAUGUUUACUUGUGCCUUUGCUUUAAGUAAUUAAAGUUUUACAUUUUAUAAGAA